Messenger RNA from Pelobates cultripes (western spadefoot toad), 8324 nucleotides. The record is from the annotation of a GenBank genome assembly. NCBI's taxonomy places the organism in Eukaryota, Metazoa, Chordata, Amphibia, Anura, Pelobatidae.
GCUUACUCAAGGUGGCACAUUAUAAAGACGAGGAGGUGAUCACUCUUGCUAUAGAGCAGGUCUGGCAGGAACGCAAGCACCUUAAGGGUCUCUCAGAGGAAGGAGAAACAUAGACUGGUUUCUUUUUAGAAGGGGAAAGGACUUUUAAGAUUUGCCACCAUGAAUGGAACAGAAGGUCCAAAUUUCUAUAUUCCCAUGUCCAACAAAACUGGAGUGGUACGAAGCCCCUUUGAAUACCCUCAGUAUUACUUGGCAGAACCAUGGAAAUAUUCCAUAUUGGCUGCUUACAUGUUCCUGUUAAUCCUUCUUGGCUUCCCUGUCAACUUCCUAACUUUAUAUGUUACUGUCCAACACAAGAAACUUAGGACACCCCUAAAUUAUAUCCUGCUCAACUUGGUUUUUGCCAAUCAUUUCAUGGUCCUCUGUGGUUUCACUGUAACCAUGUACUCCUCAAUUAAUGGUUACUUCGUUUUUGGCCAGACCGGAUGCUACGUUGAAGGCUUCUUUGCUACUCUUGGUGGUGAGUAUACAUAAACAGAAAAGGUUGCGUUUAUGAUUUACUAAUUGUUCCCUUGAGUGUCAGGGGGUUAUCAAACCAGUGCUUCUUUCACUUAUCUUGCUCUCUCUAUAUUUAGGACUUUAUUUUUUAUUUUGCAUAAAUAGAUUAAUAUACUGUUACCUUGCAAAAAAGUCACUAUUCCCUUCUUUAAAGAAAUACCAAAACAAUUUGCCUUAUAGCUUUUUAGUAUAUAUGAAGCAUUUAUGGCUUUUUUAAGGGGAAAAAUAAAAAUAUAUAAGUAGUAAAAAAAAUUACAGGAUGAAUUUAAGGGUAAAAAGACAAAGAAUAAGUUCUCUAAAUGUAUGCCUUUGUGAUUGUAGAUUAGCUUUCAAAAAGAAUACUUUGUAGUUCAUGGUUGGUAUUUUAAGUCGCCAACUUUUCAGCUUCUUCUCAGUCUGUUAGUUUGUCCUUAAACCCCCAGUUGACGUGUCAUCACGUUUUUAGGAUUACCUAAUCUCUCUUUGUUUCUCCCUGACAGGUGAAAUUGCCCUCUGGUCAUUGGUGGUCUUGGCCAUUGAAAGAUACAUGGUGGUCUGUAAACCCGUGAGUAAUUUCCGAUUUGGAGAGAAUCAUGCUAUCAUGGGAGUAGCCUUCACAUGGAUCAUGGCUCUUGCAUGUGCUGCUCCCCCUCUCUUUGGAUGGUCCAGGUAGGUUUGGAACAGAAAAAUAUAAUGAUUACAUUAGAAUUAUAAACAUUUUUGAGGCAAAAUAUUACGUUCAAUCAUGCAUCAUUGACAUAUCUCACCACGUAAUCAUAAUGAAUUAAAGGUCUACUUGGAAGAUCUCACUCAAAAUAGUGUCUUGAUCUGAAGACCAUUACUACAGCAAGAGUUAAAGAUAUUUAGCAAAAAGUUAACAAGAAUGACCUCAUGUCCUAUGUAUAGCAUAUAUGGUAUGUACUUACCAUUGAUAUAUAAAGAGGCAGAAUUAUAUUCUCAUCUUGAGAAUUAGGGCCCUUUUAUAUGCAUGGCAAUACCUUAUUGGCCUUAGCUACUGCUGAUCGACAUUGCACAUUGUGGUCUAGUUUGUUGUCUAUAACAAUUCCUAAAUCCUUCUCAUGUGUAGUUAUCCUUAAUUCACUACCGGGUAAAUUGCUUGUGCAAUUUUUACCCCAAAGUGCAGAAUUUUGCAUUUAUCUACAUUAAAUUUCACCUGACAUUUGAGUGCACAGUCCACCAAUCUAUCUACAUCCCUCUGCAGUGAAGUAAUACCCUGCUCCAGUGGUGUAUCCUGGUUUUGUGCUGCCUUAGGCAACCCCCCCAGCCUCCUUACCUUUGGAAAUGCUGGGGGGUUCUCCCUUUCCCUGGGGUCCAGUGGCUGCUGGGCUGCUGGCAUCAUAUUACGGUUCCCGGCAUCACUCUGCGGCGCGCGACGAAGUUGAGCAGAGAGCUGAGGGGAAAGUGCUCCCUCGCCUGCACCGCCUGCCCGACCAAAUUUUUAGUUAGCCACAAGGCUAACAAGACAUUUGCCCUGGGCAUUUGGGGGCUUCUUUUUUUGCCGCCCCCUGGAAAAUGCCGUCCAAGGCAAAUGCCUUGUUUGCCUUUCGGCUAAUACGUCCCUGCCCUGCUCUCAUUGUAUUACUUUACCGAGUUCUGUGUCAUCUGCAAACACUGAAACAUGACUUUCAAUCCCUAUUUAAGAUCAUUUAUACAUAUGUUAUAAUUAUAAUAAUAUGAAUAUAUAAAUAAUGUAAGUGGCCCCAGAACAGAACCCUGAGGGACACAACUUACCACUUUCACCCAGCUUAAAUAGUUACCAUUAAUGACAACUCUCUCUUUAAACCAAGCUUCUACCCAAGAACAAUAUGUUUUAUCUAGACCAAUUUAUUUUAGUUUGAAUACUAUCUAAAUACUAUCUAUCUAAUUUUGUGUAGAACUGUAUUAAAUGACUUGGCAAAAUCCAAUUAGAUUACAUCCACUGCAACACUCUGAUCUAUACUUAUACUUAGUUUGUUGUAGAAUGCAAGAUCUAUGUUUCAUAAAACCAUGCUUAUUUUUGCUAAUAACAAUGUUAUUCUCAAUAAUUCCCUGAAAAUUACCCAUUAAUAACCCUUCAAAUACUUUCCCAGCCACGGAAGUUAAGCUUAUAGGUUAAUAAUUUCCAGGCAAAGAUUUGAACCAUUUUUGAAUAUACGAACCACGUCUGCCUUUCUCCAGUCCUCCAGUAAAACUCCUGAAAAAAAAGAAUCCUGAAAGAUUAAAGACAGAGGUUCGCUUAUUUCCACACUUAGCUCCUUAAAUACUCGUGGGUGAAUACUAUCAGGCAACCAGUUGUUUAUAUUACCUUUCUUUUUUUCCCCUUAGAAUUAAUGUACUUACAUUUUUUGUUGGGUUCAAUUUGCUCUCUUUGGCUAUCACUGUCUCAUUUUCAGGUUUAGCCCAUUUAAUGACCUUUUUGCGUGCAUAAUUAGCUUAGUUAUAUCUUAUGAUAAUGCCACUGAAUUGUCUGUUUUAAAUGCUUUAAAUACUCUUUUAUUUUAUUUUAUUUUUUUCCUGGGUUACCUUCCCACUGAGCCAAAAUUGUUUCAAUUAGUAUCUUUUUUUUUUUUCACUAAAGAGUUUAUGCCAGUCAUCAAGUUGUAAACCUGCCAUUAUCUGAAAUUUUAAAAUACCCCAUGUGUAUUUGUUUUUUUUUGUUUAUUUCAAAAGACCCUAUAUUGUGAUCACUAUUUCCAAAGUGCUCCCUUACUUGAAGGUUUGUCACAAUAUCAACAUUGUUUGUUAUAACAAGAUCCAUACAAGCAUCCUUUCUACUUGGUAAUUCUACUAAUUGUGACAUAAAGGUGUUAUUAAACAGAUUUAAAAAUCUGAUUUCCCUUGCUGAACUACUAGUUCUUCUAUCCCAAUUUAUGUCUGGAUAAUUGAAAUCUCCGGUUAUUAAAGCGUUACUCAGAUGUGCAACUUUCCCAAUUUUCAUUUUGCUAUGGUAGCCUAUUUCAAGUUGUAGUCCCUUAGCCUGUUCUUUCCCAAGAAAUAAGAACCUCAUCUAAACCCUUCUCUACUGGAAUGGUCUGUGUUAAAUAUGGGGUUCUUAAGGCAGAGAAUGGGAACAAUAUCGAAAGCUAUAAGCAUUUGGUAAAAGCUGUACAUAUCCAAAGGCAAAGUUCUCCUUAAUUCAUAUUUGUUUUCCAUUUGUAAUGAAGAAUAUAUAUAAUACAUGUAAUGGGGAGGUCUAUAGGCCCAAAUGAAUUUAGAGCAUAUCUUAUACAUCAGAGAUAUCAGAUAUAAACAACAGUAUACUAUAUAGACAAUAGCAAGCUGGAUUUUCCAGGAAGUUACAGACACUUCUGGGAACAACCAUGUUUUGAGAAGCAAAAUCUCUCUCUGACCCUGUGUGUUCUUUUCUGCAGGUACAUCCCUGAGGGAAUGCAGUGCUCAUGUGGAGUCGAUUACUACACCCUUAAACCUGAAGUCAACAAUGAAUCCUUUGUCAUCUACAUGUUUGUUGUCCACUUUCUAAUUCCAUUAAUUGUCAUUUUCUUCUGCUAUGGCCGUCUGGUGUGCACUGUGAAAGAGGUAAAUAGCCUAUUACGCAGUUCACCUUAUCUUGAGAAAUAAGAUUCCACUCCUUUUCUACCUUUUUUAUCUCUAUUUUUUCCUGCUUUCCUUUUACCUCUGUCACUUUCCUUUAGUUCUACUUAUCAGUCUGUCCAUCUUUAUUUUAUUUUUUAGGCUGCAGCUCAACAGCAGGAAUCAGCCACUACUCAGAAGGCUGAGAGAGAGGUCACCAAAAUGGUGAUUAUCAUGGUAGUUGGCUUCUUGGUUUGUUGGGUCCCCUAUGCUAGCGUGGCAUUCUACAUCUUCACUCACCAGGGAGCUGACUUUGGACCGGUCUUCAUGACACUGCCUGCUUUCUUUGCCAAGAGCUCUUCAAUCUACAACCCUGUUAUCUACAUUAUUUUGAACAAACAGGUACCAUCUACAUCAAAAGCUUUAUCUCAUUUCUCAACUCUGUAACUGUAACAAUAUUAACAAUCUUUACUCUUCACCCAUUUAGUCCUUUUUCUAUUUCUUUAGCUCAUCAAUUAUUCUCCUCUUUCUUGCACCCUCUCAUCGCACAUCUGAAUAAACUAUUGUCUUUCUCUUCCAAUCCUACAUGAUCAUCCUCAUUAACCAUGAUCUGCUUCCUUGACUCCCAAAUAUGCCACUGCCCUCCAUUUUAACAAUUCAUGGUCAUUUUUGCAAACCAUCAAUUGUGCUCCCUCCUCACAAAUCCAUCACAUUUUCCUUAUUAUUGUAUUUCCUAUAAUCUUAGUCCCAAUACAAUAUGACCAACAUCCCAAUAGUAUAUCAAACCCCAAAUCCACACAUGCCUUCCUCCACAUAUCAAUUUAGAUAAAUUUUCGUCAUCUCAAUAAUAAUCCCUUCUAUCUGUCUUUUACCAUAAUUCAUAUACCUUAUUUCCAAACAUAGUUUAUAUAAUUAAUGCUCUUCCUUUAUACCAUAUUAACUAAUUAUUCCUCUAUAAUUACUCCACACCAUAUUGAGUCAGAUUAAGGAUGCCCAGGCCUAGGCUGAAUUCUAGAAGUUGUUCUUUUGCCCUCCACUUCCCCUCCUGCUUACCAUUUGGCAGUAAUGGGCUGUUAUUCCUGAUUGUCCAGUGAAGGGCCCUCUGGACUGGAUUCAUGGUGGUCCAGUGCAGGGUUAAUUGGGAAGGAGGAUCCCUGGUGGUCCAGUUGGGAGCAUUGUAGUCUGCACCAUUAUCAGGACUGACAAUUUUAAGAGCUCCCUGGAUGCAGAAUUGUCAUUGAGAUUCACCAGGGGACGGCAAGGGAUCUCUUAAAGUGAUAUGCACCCGAUAUCGGUGCACACCACAAUGCUUCCUUGAGUAGGUGAGGUGGUUCAGGGACAAGUAGUAACAAAUAGUGAGACCUCAAUCUCCCUGAUGUCUCAGAGAAGACAGCCUCAGAGCCAGAGCCAGAACUCCAGGACCAGACAGAGUGGCCCUGCGGGUCCCUCUCCUGUGAUCACUUUAGUCCAACUGACCUUUUCCUUUAUACUUGUGCUUUCUCAAUUUAAUUCUAACCCACUUAUAUCAUCCUCUUUAUGUAUCUCCAAUCCACUACUUUCUGACUCUGUGCAUGUUACGGAUAUCUUGACCUCUCCUUUCAUCCAUGUCCAUGCUAAUUACUCUCUUAGUCCCCAGCUACCAACCUUUUACCAAAAACACCCUCUACAUUACUGUCUAAUAUAACGUAGCAUUAUGGUACAUAUACUUAACUGGUUGUUUCUUUUUUCCUCCAGUUCCGUAACUGCAUGAUCACCACCCUGUGUUGUGGCAAGAAUCCCUUUGGAGAUGAUGAAACCUCAUCUGCAGCCACCUCCAAGACAGAGGCAUCUUCUGUGUCCUCCAGUCAGGUUUCUCCUGCAUAAGACCUUUACCCAGGCCUGUCUUAGGGUCCGCCGCCUCACACCCCAGCCCAAUUUUCAUUUUGUUAAGGCAGCCUAUUUCAAGGUGUAGUCCCUUAACCUGUUCUACCCCAAGAGGUAAGAACCUCAUCCAAGCCCUUCGCUGCUGGAAUGGUCUGUGUUAUACUUGGGGUCCUUGUGGCAGCGAAGGGGCACAUUAUUGAAAACUAUGAGCAUUUGGUCAAAGCUGUACAUAUCUUAUGGCAAAGUUCCCCUUAGUUCGUACAUUUGUUCCUGAAGAAUUCGAGAGGCUUUGCAGAUGUUCCAGUAGUUGGCAAUCAUUAUGGGGGAGGGGGAGGUGACACAAUUAUGCCCAUUUGUCUCUAGCCAGGUAAACAACAAUUUUACAACAGAAGGAUAUUUUUGUAAUAUAUGUUCAGAUUUUCAGUCAAUUUCCUCUGCUUCUUGGCAAUGUCUGAUAGUGAGGAUAGACAGACCCUUUGCACAGAAACCCUGUAAUAAAGAGCACUUUGCAAGUAAAAAAAAACACAAAAAAAUGAAAACGUCUUUUUUUUUUUUUUAUUAUUAUUAUUAUUAUUAUUACUAUUUAUGAUGCAUCUUUCUGGGUCCCUAUACCUUCCUAAAAGUGAAAGCCCUACACAAAGUUUGGAAGGCUUCUCAUUAGUGUUGUGUGAAACUGAUCUGGAAUCAUCUACCAAAUACCAAAGACAUUGUUCAUAGUUAAACAGAACAUCAUACAAUUUGUUUUUAUGUGUCCUCAUACGUUUCCAGAUAAAUUCUAAGGGUUUUAAAGAAGUAUGCUAUAUUUCAAAGUACCCCAAAUAAUUUCUAAAAACACCUUUACUGAUUUUCUACUGAUUUAAGAAAUCCAAAUAUUGGCACGCAGUAGUUCUGUCUGCAGAGGCAAACAGAAGUGAAAUUGUCAAAAGACUAAUUUAAUCCAAAACUACAAUUUAAAAUAAUACUUCAAACCAAUGCUUCAAAAUAACCCUUCCUCUUGUGUGCAAGUCUAAUAGAGUUCAAAUACAAAAUACUGUCAAGAAACAAUGAGCUUACACGCUAACAACUGAAGCGUGUAAUCCUAUUGAUAGAUCCAUUGGUUUCUUUUACAAUCCAUUAUGGUUAUUUUACCUCCAAAUUAAGAAACAUGCUAGUGUAUCCUGAUCUCCCCAAACUAUUUGGGGAGCAUCACAUCUUCUGAUGCAAGACUGGUUUUCAUAGCACACUAACCUGAUUGCUGCCACUCGAGAUUGUAACAUAGAAUGUUUGGCGGUGAAAGAGUUGAUUUUUGUCAUAUUUAUUAUAUCCCUACCACUGAAGUUUGAGAUGCGGCUUGUUUAACCCUGUCACUGCUAAACAAGACAACAGUACUCCCUCCACGUGCACUGCUAUAAGAAAACACCCAGUGCAUUUUUUUCCCCUUAUUGGCAGUGAAAGGGUUCACAUGUCAAUCUCAACACUGGAUGUGAAAAGUUUGUCUUAUUUGGAAAUUUGAUAUUAUUUUUUUUUUUUCAUUUUGCAAAUCUAUGCUGAGGAAAUGUAGAGAUUUUGGAAGACAACUGAUUAUAUUAACUCUUGAAAGUCCUAAAUAGAUGGGUGAGUAAAGGGGUUAGCGGAUCAGACUGACUUCUUGUACAGUCAGUCUCAGAAUCAGGACAAGACUUAUAUAAAAAAUAUCCGAUGCUCUAUCACAUUAGAUAUUUUCCCCAUAUUGGCUAUUUUGGUCUAAACAUUGCAAGUAGGUUAUUGACUUUGCACAACUCACAGUAUAGAGAAUGCACCCCCCAAAAUUAACUAAAUAGUGAUUCAAUCACAGUUUUGUACAUAUUAAAGAACAAUAUUUGGUAGGCCUGUUUGCAUUAUGUGUGUCUAUAGCUGCAUAUUCACACACACAUAUCUAUAUAACCAAAACUACUAACAAUCUGCUUAAAUAGCUCCCUUUCCCACCCAAAGGGGAAUUAAAGUAUUUUACACACAACCUUGAUUCAUAUCAGCAGGUGACAAAUAAUUGCUGCAUUCAUUCAACUCGGUGGCACUCAUUUUAAUCAACCUCAUAUGGACAUACAAAGGCAAAAUGUACCCUGAAUACAACAGAACCUGCAACCCUGAGGUUUCAAAAGGUUUUACAGUUGGCGUAUUAACCAAUUGAGCUACCUCACGUAUACAUGUGUGCAUCAUGUGCAGAAGAAAUGGACAUACAGGGACGAUGGGAUUCUGGUGUCUGUAACAGACUUUCUCCUAAGUGUAGUAAUGUAUUUUCUGUACAAUACUGUAGAUGACAUGUCCACAUAAAGAAACAUUUCCUGCUUAACUGUCUGUUUUUGUAUAUUUAUUAGGCUGUCUCGUCACAGUAUGAACUCAGAGCACUCAGUGGUGCUGGUGGUGCUGGGUGAGGG